AUGUCCACCUUCAAGUCCUCCCGGCCCGCCGUCCUCGAGCUCGCCGCGCGAUACAAGGAACUGGCCGAGGAGGCCAGCAAGGGCACAGACGGCAAGACCCCCGAGCAGAUCGAGCAAGCCGACCGUAUCCUCUUCUCCGAGAUGUGCGAGAUCUGCCUCUGGGGCAACGCCACCGACCUCUCCCUCCUCACCUCCCUCACCUAUGAAGACAUCCAGAAGCUCCAGGGCUCCGAAGCCCGCAAGGCCUCGGAGAAGAACAUCCUCGUCAACGACCUCAACGCCUCCUUCGAUGUCCUACACCAGGCCCGUCGCGACCGCAAGAACCAGGACCGCCGCGUCGACAUCGUCCUCGACAACUCCGGCUUCGAGCUCUUCGUCGACCUCAUCCUCGCCGGCUACCUCCUCUCCGCCGGCCUUGCAACCACCGUCGUCCUCCACCCCAAGAACAUCCCCUGGUUCGUCUCCGACGUCACCCCUCCAGACUUCGCCGCCCUCAUCGCCGCCCUCUCCGACCCGCAGGCCUUCUACACUGCCCCCGACGAGUCCGGCAAGACCUUCGACCCCCUUUCAGAGAAGGAAGUCUCCGAAGUCAAAUUCCUCUUCGACCACUGGAGCCACCUCCACGCCGAAGGAAAACUGAUCAUCCGUCCGCACUCCUUCUGGACCACCCCCGGAAGUUACUGGCGCAUGCCAUAUGUAGCCCCGGACCUCUUCAACGACCUGAAAGAGAGCGAAUUGGUCUUGUUCAAGGGUGACUUGAACUACCGCAAGUUGACCAACGAUGCCGCAUGGGCCCCCACAACCCCCUUCACAGAAGCCAUCGGCCCACUGGGCCCGCAAUCCGGCGUCCGCGUAAUGGCCUUCCGCACCUGCAAGGCCGACGUGGUGGUUGGUCUGCCCGAGGGUGUGGAUGAAGAGCUCCGCCAGCUGCCCAAUGGUGGGGGCGACGAGGCGAGGAAGUGGGCGUGGAGUGGGAAGUGGGCUGUUGUGUCGUUUUGUGAUGGGAAGGCUUAG
Aspergillus luchuensis is the source of this 1014-nucleotide messenger RNA. Its product is annotated as damage-control phosphatase ARMT1 family protein. Lineage: Eukaryota; Fungi; Ascomycota; Eurotiomycetes; Eurotiales; Aspergillaceae. Gene Ontology annotation, biological process: DNA damage response. The transcript has 2 exons. Gene Ontology annotation, molecular function: phosphatase activity. The record is from RefSeq and is a predicted model, not a curated record. The coding region runs from base 1 to 1014 and encodes 337 amino acids. Gene Ontology annotation, cellular component: nucleus; cytoplasm.